AUGGAUAAAACCAAACGAAGGUUAACUUACAACGAUUUCUAUGAUAACAAAGUACAGAAGGUAAGGCAUCAUUUAAACGAUGAUCAGAAUACAUUAUUAAUAACUUCCAUUGAAAAUUUGUCCAAUGAAUUCUUCUAUGAAUUAUUCGAUUAUCUUGACGGGUGUAAUAUAUUUAAAGCAUUUUCAAAUCUCAAUCAUCGUUUUCAACAACUUCUUAAUUCAUCAUCCCUUAUAUUUAAACUUGAACUUAAUACACUAACUAAUGAGUCUAUGAAUAUUUAUAAAAAAUCUUUAAUAAUUAACAGACAUAAAAUACUUUCAAUUAAUUUUAGUCUGACAUUUGACAUUGAUAUUUUUUACUCCUUGUUUCCUAUCGAUUCGUCACUUACUCAUCUCGGAUCACUUGUUUUUGAAAGAAUUAAUACAAAUGUACUAAUCUCAAUUCUUGCCAAAUUAAAUUCUUUACCUCGUCUUUUCUCAAUAAAAAUUGGUACAUGCUGGACGUUAAAAGAAUUAAGUAUUGUCUAUCAAUUAAUACUUGCUUUAUCAAUGUUAAAAUAUUACAAACUUUCAUCAUACAACAUAGAUUUAACAAACUCACUACCUAUGAUUGCCAAUAAACAAUUCAGUCCGAUUAAAUAUCUUUUAAUGGAUCAUUGUUCUACUUUUAAAGAACUGUCUGCUAUAUUGUCUUAUACACCUCAACUUUGUCAUCUUAAUUUUAUGCAAACAAAAAAGCUUCAUCCAAAUACUGAUAUUAUCUCACCAAUCACAUUAUCAAAUUUAAAACAUCUUUCUAUACAUGCACAUCAUUUAAAAUUUGAUGAAUUUGAAAUAUUUAUUAGUCAAAUAUCUUCAACAUUAAAAGUUUUAUUUCUUAGUACUGAAUCAGAAGAUAUCAAUUAUCUUGAUGCUAUUCUAUGGGAACAAUUAAUUUUAAAAUAUAUGCCUCAAAUAGAAAAAUUUGAUCUACGAUAUUACGAAACAAUUUAUGAAGAUUUUGAAUCUCCAACAUACUUUAACGAACCACAUCAUUUCUCUACGUCAUUUUGGAUUGAACGGCAAUGGAUAUUUGAAGCUGAAAUCUCUGGUUCUGCUAUCAUAUAUGCAAUUCGACCAUACAAAAAAAGAUGGUAUGAAUAUAUGGAAGAUGAUAUUGAUAAAUCUUCUAUUGAAUUUUCUGAAUCUAUUCGACUUUCAAUUACGUAUAAUCUUCUUGAAGAGUCAUAUGAAUCAUUAAUUAUGGAUAUCAAUCGUGUCUUAAAUGUUACACUGAUUCAUCAUUUGCAAACUCCCACAGAUACGAUCUCAAUUGAUUUAUUAAUUCAAAUUAUACUUUUAUUACCUCAACUUAAUUCAUUAAAAAUGAAUUCUUUAUCAUUAGAUCAAUCAACAAAUGCACAUAGUAAAGAAAUGACAAUGCUUUAUUCGGGAUCAAAAAAAUGUAAAAUUACGAAACUUUAUCUCGAAAUGAUGGAUGAUAUUGAAGAAAUUUAUGUUCUCAUGACCCUGUGCCCUUACCUUGCAUAUUUCAAAUUGAACUCCUUAUAUGAUACGGAUGCUCAAUUGUUUUUACGAAAUAUUUUGGCAAAAAUAACUGAUGGUUACAAUGAUCAACUUCGUUCAAUCUAUUUUCAAGUUCCAGCAGCUGAUGAUGUAAUGGUUAAACGUUUUAAAAAAAUGAUUGAUGAUGAGAAACUGCUGAAUAAUUAUACAAUUAAACGUGUAGUUGAUUACAUACAUUUAAAAGUGAAAUGA
Rotaria sp. Silwood2 is the source of this 1758-nucleotide messenger RNA. The record is from the annotation of a GenBank genome assembly. NCBI's taxonomy places the organism in Eukaryota, Metazoa, Rotifera, Eurotatoria, Philodinida, Philodinidae.